Messenger RNA from Lycium barbarum (goji berry), 1630 nucleotides. Its product is annotated as peroxisome biogenesis protein 2. The transcript is spliced from 8 exons. NCBI's taxonomy places the organism in Eukaryota, Viridiplantae, Streptophyta, Magnoliopsida, Solanales, Solanaceae. Gene Ontology annotation, molecular function: zinc ion binding. Gene Ontology annotation, biological process: protein import into peroxisome matrix. Gene Ontology annotation, cellular component: peroxisomal membrane. Bases 305 to 1336 code for a protein of 343 amino acids. The record is from RefSeq and is a predicted model, not a curated record.
AUUACGGCGUGGUUUGAUUGUUGAAGAAAACUAGUGGUGGUCACUAGGACGAGACUUCCAAUAAAUCUUGAAGCGCGAGCUUCCUUCCAUGACUCAUCAUUUUUAAAAGACGAAACUACCCUUCACAAAUAUCCCUAACCGCUCGUAUUUUUAUUUUUUAGACGUCAACACUCAACUGUUGUGUCUCAAAUUUGUGUUGCGUGGUCUGAGAGUAAAUUACUGGAAUUCAUUGCUUGAACUGAAUUACCAAUUUUGUUCAUCACAUAUAUCUGUAGUUAAAAUUCGAUUUAAAUUAUAUCUAGAUAUGGACAGGCAAAAUCUAGCGUCAUCGUCCUCUCCCCCACAACAAGAUGCUUGGAUCAAUACCUACCGGAAUUUACUUCCUCAAUGGCAGUCUCUUCCUCCAUCACGCCAGUCAGCCAUUCCAAUUUCUAUAUCAAGAGUUAAUCAGGUAGAUGCUGGCAGAUUGGACAUUGAAAUGUCAGCCAUGCUAAAAGAGCAGUUGGUUAAGGUCUUUUCUUUGAUGAAGCCAGGAAUGUUAUUUCAAUAUGAACCAGAACUUGAUGCUUUCCUUGAGUUUCUAAUCUGGCGAUUUUCUAUCUGGGUUGAUAAGCCUACUCCUGGUAAUGCUCUCAUGAACCUGAGAUACAGAGAUGAGCGUGCAAGUGAGAUUAGAGGAAAAGUGCGAACUGGAUUAGAGGGACCAGGACUUACUGUUGCUCAAAAGCUAUGGUACUGUGUUGCAACAGUCGGUGGUCAAUAUAUAUGGGCUCGUCUACAAUCGUUUUCUGCUUUUAGGAGAUGGGGCGACUCUGAGCAGAGGUCUUUGGCACGUGGAGUGUGGUUGUUAAUGCAACGGAUGGAGGGGGUCUAUAAAGCAGCAUCUUUUAGCAAUUUACUUCUCUUUCUUUACACAGGAAGGUACAGGAAUCUCAUUGAAAGAGCUUUAAGAGCUAGACUUGUUUAUGGGAGCCCAAAUAUGAAUAGAGCCGUGAGCUUUGAGUACAUGAAUCGUCAGUUGGUGUGGAAUGAAUUCUCGGAACUGCUUCUUUUGCUUCUUCCCCUUCUCAACUCAGCAUCCGUCAAGAGUUUGCUUCGUCCAUUCUCAAAGGACAAAUCUUCAGAUUCUUCAGUAGAUGAAACUUUAUGCCCCAUCUGCCAAGGAACCCCAUCAAUUCCAUUUGUAGCUAUCCCUUGUCAGCAUAGGUACUGUUACUACUGUCUUCAAACAAGGUGCUGUGCAGCUCCAUCAUUUCGUUGCCCCAGAUGUGGUGAACCAGUUGCUGCUAUGCAACGGCAUGGUGGUUUAGUCAGCAACAUUCCUCAGAAACAAUGAUUGUUCUGCAAAGUGAUUGAAAUGAUAAAAAAAGGGAAGCUAAGUUAAACUGUAGAUCAAAAGUUGUUCAAAAGACAACUUGACAAUGGAACUAGGUAUCUAGAUUCCUUGAUAAAGCAAAUUGUUCUGCUUUAUUGAGUGCUUUAAUAUUUUAAUAGUGUGGCUGCCCCUUUUCCUCUAUUUACAUCUCAUUUGUUUAUUUAAUUGGAAGAUUUUCUCAAAUGUUGGAUCAGUCUACACGCAAUUGGUCCAAUUUUCAUCAAAUGAUACUAGAAGCUGUCCUUUUAACUUUGA